AUGUCUAACAAGUUUGGCUGGGUCAUUGGUGUACUGGUGAGGUGCCUGCUAAACAUUUUCGGCGUCAUGUUGUUCUUGAGGAUUUCGUGGGUGGUGGCCCAGGCGGGCAUAGGGCUGGCCAGCAUCAUCAUCCUCCUCGCUUCGGCGGUCACCACACUGACCGCCCUCUCCAUGUCCGCCAUCAGUACCAAUGGUGAAGUCAAGGGAGGUGGGGCCUACUACAUGAUUUCCAGGACGCUGGGCCCUGAAUUUGGGGGUGCCAUAGGGAUAAUAUUCGCCCUCGCUAAUGCAGUGGCCGUGGCGAUGUACGUCGUUGGCUUUGCUGAAACCAUCGUAGAUAUGUUGAAGAAUCAGGACAUGUUAUUUUUGAGUGAAACGAACGUAGUAAGGGUUAUAGGGCUCAUAACGGCUGCCCUUCUUCUUGGCAUUGCCCUGGCUGGACUGGAUUGGGAGGCCAGGGCUCAGCUCGUGCUAUUGGCCAUACUUUCAAUAGCGAUCGGGAACGUCAUCAUCGGUAGUGUCAUCCCGCCCUCUGAAGCCCAAAUAAGCCAAGGGUUCGUUGGCUAUACGGCGGAGAACUUCAAAGAGAACUUCAUUCCGGAUUAUAGAGACGACUACAACUUCUUCACAGCCUUCGCAAUUUACUUUCCAGCCGCUACUGGGAUCUUGGCCGGAGCAAAUAUAUCCGGAGAUUUGAGGGACCCCCAGAUGGCAAUCCCCAAGGGCACCCUACUGGCAAUCAUCAUCACAACAAUCAUCUACCUUCUCAUCGCCUGGAUAACUGGUCUCUGUGUGAAGAGAGAUGCGAAUGGCAUCAUAAAGGAUAUGAUAUCAUCAGUGACCCAAUUGAUUUCCAUCUUUGGACCAAUCACAGUAGCCGGUAUAUUUUCCGCAACGUUGUCGUCUGCCUUGGCCAGUCUUAUAUCGGCGCCAAAAGUUUUUCAGGCAGUAUGCAAAGACAAAAUCUUUCCAUUCAUUGGCAUAUUUGGUAAAGGAUACGGAAAAACCAACGAACCAAGGAGGGCCUACCUACUUACAUUUAUCAUCGGGGCUGCCUGCAUUUGCAUUGGUGAUCUAAACUCAAUAGCUCCAUUGAUUUCGAACUUCUUCUUGGCAUCAUACGCCCUUAUCUGCUACUCGUGCGCUGAUGCUUCCCUUGCUAAAUCGCCCGGUUGGCGUCCAGCGUUCAAAUAUUAUUCGGUGUGGACUGGUCUAGCCGGGACGGUGUUAUGCGUUGUGGUUAUGUUCAUAAUGAACUGGAGUACAGCUCUUAUCACGUUCGCCAUAAUCGCCAUUCUCUACUUCUACGUACACUACAGAAAGCCUGACAUAAACUGGGGCUCGUCGACACAGGCUCACGUGUGCAGGAAGGCACUGCAGCUCUCCCAAAAACUCAUCAAAGUAUCAGAACACAUUAAAAAUUUCAGACCACAGAUCCUGGUUCUUACUGGCUUCCCUGCCUCAAGGCCCGCCCUAGUAGAUCUCUGCAGUAACAUUUGCAAAGAUGUCAGUCUUAUGCUAUCUGGACACGUUGUUGUUGUGGACAGUCACACGAGCAAGUUAGUCGACACAAGACCAAUCCUUGACGCAGGUUACAGAUGGUUGCUAGCCAGGAAGAGCAAGUCAUUCUACAGCGUCGUUACUGCCCCAACUCUAAGAGCCGGGGUUCAAGCCCUCUUACAGGCGUCAGGGGUUGGAAAAUUGAGGCCCAACACUUUGGUGCUUGGCUUUAAAAACAACUGGAAGACAUCAACCCCUGAAGAUGUUGAAAACUAUUUCAACAUUAUUCAUGACGCUUUCGACUUCAAUCUCGGAGUUGGCAUACUGCGAAUGCACGACAAACUCGACUACUCAUAUCUCGGAAAGCCUUAUUGUUGUGAAAUUGAUGACGUCAGAGGAGACAUAGGCGAUGACGUACGACACGAAAUGGACAAGUUCAACAUAAAGAAACAGCAAGGAUAUAUCGACGUCUGGUGGCUUUUUGAUGAUGGAGGUUUAACUUUGUUGAUACCCUACUUGCUGUCGAUGAAGAAGAAAUGGAACCAAUGUAAAUUGAGGAUCUUCAUGGCGGGGACGCACUCUUCACAUAUUGACCAGCAAAAAAGACAAAUGUCGGCUCUUUUGACCAAAUUUAGGAUCGACUUUUCUUCUAUGAUAAUGAUCGCCGAUCUAAACAAGAAACCCGAACAACAAAGUUUGAAAGACUUCGACUCGCUGAUCAGUGAUUGGAUGCUGGAUGAAAUGGCGGGAGAGACAAUCGUCAGCCAUCCGUGGAAAAUUACAGAAAGUGAACUUCUAUCGCAAAAAGAUAAAACGCACAGAAACAUUAGACUGAGGGAGCUGCUGAAGACAUUUUCCAUCGGAUCCACUCUGGUCUUCGUAACUCUCCCAAUGCCAAGAAAAGGCGUAUGCUCUGCAGGUUUAUAUAUGGCGUGGAUCGACACGUUAACAAGAGACAUGCCACCAAUGAUGUUGUUGAGGGGCAACCAGGAAAGCGUUUUAACCUAUUACUCUUAA
Molecule: messenger RNA, 2517 nt
Organism: Helobdella robusta
Lineage: Eukaryota; Metazoa; Annelida; Clitellata; Rhynchobdellida; Glossiphoniidae
Exons: 24
Coding region: 1-2517 (838 amino acids)
Biological process (GO): chloride transmembrane transport; cell volume homeostasis; sodium ion transmembrane transport
Cellular component (GO): membrane
Molecular function (GO): sodium:potassium:chloride symporter activity
Source: RefSeq, a predicted model, not a curated record